CCACAAAUGGCUUCUUCUACUACAACUCUACCAUUAUGCACCAACAAAACCCUCUCUUCUUCCUUCACCAACACAUCUUUCGUAGCAAAACCCUCUCAGCUUUUCCUCCAUGGAAGGAGUAGCCAAAGUUUCAAGGUUUCAUGCAACGCCAACAACUCUGGCGAGCAUGAAAAGAACCUUGAAGGUCUUGACAGAAGGAAUGUUCUUCUUGGUUUAGGAGGGCUCUAUGGUGCUGCUAAUCUUGCACCAUUAGCCACUGCUUCUCCUAUACCACCCCCUGAUCUCAACUCUUGUGGUCCAGCCACGAUAACUGAUGGUCCACCUGUACCAUAUUUUUGUUGUCCCCCUAAACCACAUGACAUGGAGAACAUUCCAUAUUACAAGCUCAAUACUAUGACCAAGCGCCGUAUCCGUUCCCCUGCUCAUGCUGCUGAUGAGGAGUAUAUUGCCAAGUACGAACUGGCCACUAGCCGAAUGAGGGAUCUUGACACAAACACUACAGACCCUGACCCUCGUGGGUUCAAGCAACAAGCCAAUGUCCAUUGUGCUUAUUGCAACGGUGCUUACAAAGUUGGUGGCAAAGAGUUACAAGUUCACUUCUCUUGGCUUUUCUUCCCAUUCCAUAGAUGGUACUUGUACUUCUACGAGAGAAUCUUGGGAUCUCUCAUUGAUGAUCCAACUUUCGCUUUACCAUAUUGGAAUUGGGACCAUCCAAAGGGCAUGCGUUUGCCUCCCAUGUUCGAUGAUGAAUGCUCUUCUCUGUACGACGCAAGGCGUAACCCAAGUCACCGUAACGGAGCCAUAAUGGAUCUUGGUUAUUCCGGUGACGAGGUCCAAACAACUCAACUCCAGCUGAUGACGAAUAACUUAACUCUUAUGUACCGUCAAAUGAUAACAAAUGCUCCGUGCCCGUUGUUGUUCUUUGGUAAGCCUUACCCUCUGGGAACUAAUCCCAGUCCAGGGAUGGGAACUAUUGAAAACAUUCCUCAUAAUGCUAUCCACGCCUGGACUGGUACAAAGCGAUGUUCAGAUUUGGGUAAUGGCGUCAAGUCAUACGGUGAGGAUCUGGGUAAUUUCUACUCAGCUGCUUUGGACCCAGUUUUCUAUUGCCACCACGCCAAUGUGGACCGGAUGUGGUAUGAAUGGAAAAAAUUAGGAGGCAAAAGAGGGGAUCUCAUGGACGAAGAUUGGUUGAACUCGGAAUUCUUUUUCUACGACGAAUGCUCCAACCCAUGGCGUGUCAAAGUCCGAGACUGUUUGGACCAUACGAAGAUGGGGUACGAUUACGCGCCAAUGGAUAAGCCAUGGCAUAACUUUAAGCCAAUGAAACAGACCACAACCGGGAAAGUGAAUACAAGUUCACUUCCACCAGCCAACAAGGUAUUCCCACUGGCGAAGCUGGACAAAGUCAUUUCCUUUUCCAUCAGUAGGAAAAUUGAGAAAAAUGAACAAGAGGAGUUGCUGACAUUCUGCCUCAAGUUCGAUAAUAGCAAGAACCUAAGGUUUGAUGUGUUCCUCAACGCGGACAAGACUGUGAAUGCGGUUGAGCUUGACAAAAUAGAGUUUGCAGGGAGCUUCACCAACUUGCCACAUGUUCAUGGAAAUACUGAUCGUAAGCCUGCUACUUUCCAGCUGGCCAUCAAUGAACUGUUGGAGGACAAUGGUCUGGAAGAUGAAGACACUAUUGCUGUCACUUUGGUUCCAAAGAAAGGUGGCCGCUAUAUCUCCAUUGACAGUGCCAAGAUCGACCGUGAGGACUGUAAUUAAGUCCUGGUGUGGUGGCUAUGGUGCCAAAAUUAAACUGCAGUGUGCGUUUUUAUACGUUUUAUUUCUGUUAAAAUAUCAGCUAGAUUGUUGACUGUUUCUAGUUAUCAGAAUAAAUGUUUGUCUUCCACGUA
Molecule: messenger RNA, 1898 nt
Organism: Lycium barbarum (goji berry)
Lineage: Eukaryota; Viridiplantae; Streptophyta; Magnoliopsida; Solanales; Solanaceae
Product: catechol oxidase B, chloroplastic-like
Exons: 1
Coding region: 7-1767 (586 amino acids)
Biological process (GO): pigment biosynthetic process
Molecular function (GO): catechol oxidase activity
Source: RefSeq, a predicted model, not a curated record